This is a messenger RNA of Dibothriocephalus latus, 759 nucleotides long. The record is from the annotation of a GenBank genome assembly. NCBI's taxonomy places the organism in Eukaryota, Metazoa, Platyhelminthes, Cestoda, Diphyllobothriidea, Diphyllobothriidae.
AUGCACGGUGGCGUGCUUACACCGAAUAUGGUCGAACUAGCGGACGAAGUUCGGCAACGUUUCGCCUUUUCGGCCGAAGUGCACUCCUUCCUGUUGCAUCGCCUGCGCCUGUUGGAGCAAGCUCUACUGGUAGAGCAGGGGCUCUUUUCCAUUGCUCUUGCCACCCUGUCAGACACGGACCGGGAGCCCAAUCUGCCUCAGGUUAUGGGGCUCACCUCCAGACUCUCCCUUAGCCUGGCCUCCAAGGGGCCGCAUAAGCAUAUCUCCCUGCCGCCGCAGAGCCGAAUCGCUGACGCUGUUCGCCACGCUGUCAAAGAGCUCCACCUUCUGCUGGAAGAUCUAUACGCAGAUCUACCAGGUCUUCCGGCCGUCCUCACCUGCGAUGGCCUCGAUUAUGCGCACCCCCGCUUUCUCUCCGUCAAUAAGCCGACUUCCAGCUCGGCCAGGACUGUGCCCACACCGCCUCCCACCAGUCGGGACAACUAUUCCCAUUCGCAGUUUUCGUCCUUGUUGCCUGCUGUUCACUCGAAUGCUCCUUCCGACAAAACACCCGUGGAAGGAGUCACUAAUUCCUCCAGGUCCUCGGAGGGACGUGGCGCGACCAGUUCGGCACCUCUCGAUAGGAGGAUGAUGAUCGGAUCGCCAUCGGCUCCUCAGGGUUUUGGGGCACAGACAGGACCGCUGGCCGUAGCGGUAGUCUCUCCCUUUCUGCAGAGCUCCCAGACCACCCGUGACCACAUUCCUACUCAGCAGGCGAAU